GUUUAGUAAGUGUCAUUAUAUAUUCUUCUACCUCUUUAUUCAAUAGUAUCUUCAUGAUAUAGCGUCAUCUUUAUAUAGACAUUUUAGAUUCAAAGAAUGAAUCAACAGAUACAUUUUUCUCGUUUCCUGAUUAGUAAUUGGUGAAAUAUACAUAUCAUAAAGAAAUACUGAAAUCGAUAAAUGUUUUCAAAUUUUAAAACAAUAUUUUAACCAACACUCGAUCUAUUUUCGUCAGAUUUGGCUACUCAAUAUCCGUUUAUAUCCAGGUCGAACAGUACGAUCUGUAUACGACCGUUUGCUCUUAAUUUACGACGCGAAAACGGCCGUAUUACUGCGUCCUGUAUUACGGAAAAAAACGGCCAGUUUACGGACCGUAUCAAUCAAAGUACGGUUAAAAUACGGAUAGCCGUAUCGGUUGACCUCAGUAAAUGAUAUCAUUAAACGUGCGUUAAUUAUUACCAAUCACGAUCAGUUUCAACAUCAUGUUCAAAAUGAAUUGUGUGCUCAAGUUGUCAAAAGUCGUACAAGAGAUUGUAAUGAAUUACAACAAUUUGUUCAAGAAGCAUGUACUCAACUGAAAUUACAAAUCAUCGGGUUGCGUCUAGAUGUACAUGAAAAAUCGUCGAUUGCUACCAAUAAAUAUAAUGUUGAUUUAAAUUUUAUUAGCACGUUGUUUGAUAUCGAUAAGUUGAAAGUGAUCCAUGACAUUAGUCAACUGAAAAUUAAAUUGAAUAGUCCACUUGAAGCUGAUCAACAAACAAAAACUAUAUGUCAUGCUGUUCCAAUUAGCUCAAAACUUCAAAAGCUUCGACGAACUGAUUCGGAUUCCUCAUUAUUGUCAAGUAACCUCACCAGUAGCACAUCCUCCAUUGAUUCAGAUGAUUUACAUAAUAUCGAUCCAAAAGAUCCAAAUGUUUUGUAUCCACCAUACUACUUGCCUCCUCCAGGUUUCAUUCCCAGUACUCCAAAUUCGACAAUGUCAGAAAAUGAUGAUGAUGGCACAGAAGCAUUGGCGGCGGAGCCUAUAGGCUGGGUGAGACUUGAGCCUCGCCCGUUUUUGGCUUCUGUAGGCUCAGCCUCGGUCAAAUUUUGA
Molecule: messenger RNA, 1093 nt
Organism: Rotaria socialis
Lineage: Eukaryota; Metazoa; Rotifera; Eurotatoria; Philodinida; Philodinidae
Source: the annotation of a GenBank genome assembly